Messenger RNA from Anolis sagrei ordinatus, 5156 nucleotides. Lineage: Eukaryota; Metazoa; Chordata; Lepidosauria; Squamata; Anolidae. The record is from RefSeq and is a predicted model, not a curated record.
CUGCGGGUUGGCGGCUCUGCCUGUCCGGCGGCGCCCCUUCCUCCUGGGAAGUUGGGAUGGGACGCUCUUGGCGGAGGGAGGGCGCCCCAAGUCACUUCCUGCUGAGGAGAGAAAGUGCCUCUUUCGCUUUUCCUUUCUGGCCGAAGAAGGGAAGAGGAAGGCAGACUUUGAGAGAAUGAUAUGCGCAGCGUUGCUGCACCUUGACCAUCAUUCAACAUAGACAAAAGACUGCUUAUUGACUGAGCCAGAAAGCGAAACUAAACCAAUAAACGAGAGCAAACUUCAGGAGAAGAUGGCAGAAAAAAUCAUACAAACCACUCAAAAAGACUUCCCUGAAGAAAAGGGCUCUCUGCCACAGAGGAAAACGAUUAUCCAGCCACCAAAUAGUGAAAAUAUUAUCUCCAAUACUCAGCAAAAGCCCUUAGAUGGAAUUCAAAUGAAGAAAGAAACUGCUGAGCUUCCAAGGAUUUUCCCAGGUUCAGUGGCCUUCCCAGAAGGAAGCUCAGUGGACAAUGAUGUGGUCAGUUCUUCGGAGGAAAAGACUGAAUAUUCAGCCCAAGUUGCCCUACAAGAUUCUUCAAGGACAGAGAAAAACAGUGUGUCUGAAAUUGUCCAAGAAGAAAAAUUAAGUUCAUUAGAUCAACAGAAUCAGCACUCAUUGAAACAUCCUGAAGACACUAAGGAGGAUCUCUUCAACCAGGAAUCAGUAAUAUUAGAUCCAAAGCCUGAAGAUCCAAGGAGGAAUGAGUCUUUGACAGAAGGUUCAGUGGCCUUCCAAGAAGGAAGCUCAGUGGACAAUGAUGUGGUCAGUUCUUCGGAGGAAAAGACUGAAUAUUCAGCCCAAGUUGCCCUACAAGAUUCUUCAAGGACAGAGGAAAACAGUGUGUCUGAAAUUGUCCAAGAAGAAAAAUCGAGUUCAUUAGAUCAACAGAAUCAGUGCUCAUUGAAACAUCCUGAAGACACUAAGGAGGAUCUCUUCAACCAGGAAUCAGUAAUAUUAGAUCCAAAGCCUGAAGAUCCAAGGAGGAAUGAGUCUUUGACAGAAGGUUCAGUGGCCUUCCAAGAAGGAAGCUCAGAGGACAAUGAUGUGGUCGAUUCUUCAGAGGAAAAGACUGAAAAUGCAACCCAUGUUGCCUUGCAAGAUUCUUCAAGGACAGAGGAAAACAGUUCAUCUGAUAUUGUCCUAGAAGAAAAAAUGAGUUCAUUGGAUCAACAGAAUCAGCACUCAUUGAAACAUCCUGAAGACACUAAAGAGGAUCUCUUCAACCAGGAACCAGUGAUAUUAGUUCCAAGGCCUGAUGACUCAAGGAGGAAUACCUCUUUGACAGAAGUUGUAGGAAACACAGUUUCCAAAUCAGAGACUGGAGAGGCAAGCCAAUGCCUUACACAAGAAGGACGCAAAGAGAGCACAAUUAAAUUAAUGGCGAAUUGUCUGCUUCUUGCUCUUCGAGGCUUGCCCUUUCAUGGAAUUCUGGGAGUUCUGGUGCUUUUGGUUGCCAUUUUCAUCAGCAGUGGCUACUAUACUUCCUAUCCCAUGGUUGUGCCAAAAAAUCCAGCUGUAGAGGCCUUCCUGUCAAGGUUUGAUCCACUGAAAGACAUCUUCCCAGAUCAGAGCCCUCACCUGUGGGGACGUGUGCGGAAGGUCCUGCAGAAGCACCUCAAUCUUUCUCACCACACUGAGCCGGCCAUCUUAAUAUUUACAGCGGCACAGGAAGGAGAAGCAACUUUGAAGUGCCUGAGCACUCGGAUUGCUGAUGCCUACUCAUCAUCCCUCCAGGGCACCACUGUCCUGGUUGACGGAGCUUCAAAAUCCACACUAAACAGUGACCGUGCCAAACUGGACGUCGAUGAAGAGCUGAGCUUGGGCUUUCACGGCGGGGGGAAAGCAGCAGUGGUGCACCAGUUUGAGUCGCUACCCGCAGGCUCCACCUUAAUCUUUUAUAAGUACUGUGACCAUGAGAGUGCAGCUUUCAAAGAUGUUGCACUGAUUUUGACUGUUUUGUUGGAGGAUGAGAAACUGGAGCCGAAUAUUGGGUUGCAAAUGGUGGAGGAACAUGUGCGGGACUUUCUCUGGGCCAAGUUCACCAAGUCAGACAUGCCCAGUUCCUACAACCACAUGGAUACAGACAAGCUGAGUGGGUUGUGGAGCCGCAUAUCCCACUUAGUUCUGCCUGUUCAUCCAGUACAAACUCUAGAGGACAGAGGUUGCUCUUUGCAAACCAAACCAAGAGGUGACCCAAGUGAGCCCCCAGGGAAAGCCUGAACACCUUGGAGGAUUUGCAGCAGAGAUUAUUUCCUCUGAGCCAUGCAGGGAUCUCGAGUUUUAAUGAUGACUGUGUUGAUUUUUUAAAAUCAAUUAGACAUUUAGAUGUCACUUUUGAUACUUGGCAAUAUAUUAGAGAAGAAAUGAGUAAUAUAUUAGAUUUUUUUGCAGCUGGUUGCACACAUUGACACGCAAUCUAGGGAGUGGUUUUAAAGUUAGAUAGAUUAUGAGGGGCUGAUACUUGACUCUUGCACAUUAUAUAUUUUGAAUAUUUUUGCCCCUGGAAGUCAAUGGACAGGAUACAGAGACACAGAAAACAGUCCUUCACAGAAUCAGCCCUUCUCGAGAGUUAUUUUUACAGUGAGUGCUUCUUUCAGCUUUGUUUCCCCGGUGGCACAGUGGGUUAAACCCCUGUGCAGGCAGGACUGAAGACCGACAGGUCGCAGGUUUGAAUCCGGGGAGAGGCAGAUGAGCUUCCUCUAUCAACUCCAGCUCUUCAUGCGGGGACAUGAGAGAAGCCUCCCACAAGGAUAAUAAAAACAUCAAAUCAUCCGGGCGUCCCCUGGGCAACGCCCUUGCAGACGGCCAAUUCUCUCACACCAGAAGCGACUUGCAGUUUCUCAAAUCACUCCUGACACGACAAAAAAAAAAGCUUUCUUUCAUCUAGAACAGCUUUCUUUCAUCAAACUAAGGCCCAGGGGCCAAAUAUGGCCCUUCAAGGUCAUUUACCCGCCCCUCACUCAGGGUCAACCUAAGUCUGAAAUGCCUUGAAAGCACACAACAACAACAACAACAACAACAACAACAACAAUAACAAUCCUAUCUCAUCAGCCAAAAGCAGGCCCACACUUCCAAUUGAAAUACUAAUAAGUUUAUAUCUGUUAAAAUUGUUCUUCAUUUUAAUUAUUGUAUUGUUUUAAAGUGUAUUUUGCACUACAAAUAAGAUAUGUGCAGUGUGCAUAGCAUUUCAUUUUUUUUUUUCAAAUUAUAAUCCGGCCCUCCAACAGUUUAAGGGACUGUGACCUGGCCCUCUGUUUAAAAAGUUUGAGGACCCCUGAUCUAGAAUGUGGUGGACACUUGUGGCUGUCCAGAUUUUUUUAUUUUAUUUACCGCAACAUACUAUUAGUUGGCUAGGCUACAGGUGGCCCAUCCAAUGAAGAUGAAAUUCUUGUAUGCAAAUUGACUGCUUAUUCUAUGGCAGAAAUUGCUAACCGAACUUGCUGAUCAAAAGGUUGGUGGUUCGAAUUCAGGAAGCAGGGUGAGCUCCCCCUGUUAGCCCCAGCUUCUGCCAACCUAGCAGUUCGAAAACAUGAAAACGUGAGUAGAUCAAUAGGUACCGCUUCUGCAGGAAGGUAAUGUCGCUCCAUGCAGUCAUGUUGGCCACAUGACCUAGGAGGCAUCUACAGACAACACCGGCUCUUUGGCUUAGAAAUGGAGAUGAGCACCACCCCCCAGAGUCUGUCAUGACUAGAAUUAAUGUCAAGGGGAAACCUUUAUCUUUUGUAUUUUGUAGUAUUCAGCUGCUACUUUAUAUUGUCUUAUCACACACAAAAAUCCGGUGGCGCAGUGGGUUAAACCCCUGUGCCGGCAGGACUGAAGACCGACAGGUUGCAGGUUCAAAUCCGGGGAGAGGUGGAUGAGCUCCCUCUAUCAGUUCCAGCUCCUCAUGCGGGGAGAUGAGAGAAGCCUCCCACAAGGAUGAUAAAAACAUCAAGAUCAUCCGGGCAUCCCCUGGGCAACAUCCUUGUAGACGGCCAAUUCUCUCACACCAGAAGCGACUUGCAAUUUCUCAAGUCACUCCUGACACGACAAAAAAAAAAAAUCAGCCUCACAUUAGUGAUCUUUCAUAGCAGCAACCAAAAUGACAUAAAAGUAUGCAAGCUUUUGUGAUUGCGAACAAUUUUGUUUCCAGAGAAGCAACCAGUCUGCAAGAGAAACCUUAAGUCAAUCAUGCACAGAAUAUGUAUCCUCUUUAUUCGUAUUUACUGCAAAAAUCUGCACAGACUGUGUUUAGGGAAUGUGGGAUAUCCAAUGUUUUGAAUGAGCAAACAACUCAUGAACAUUUGCAAAAAUGUUUUGCACACAUAAAAAAUUCCCAGGAGUUCUGAAAAUGGAAAUAAUUAUGUUUCUCAGCCAUCUUUGAUUGAUUGGGUGUCUAAAGGCUGGGGAUUUUAGAAAGUUUAUAAGUAUUCUUUCAUCCCUAGCAUUUACACCAAAGAUGGCAGCAUAUUGUACAAGGAUCCUUUCUAUUGUACAAUGCAAUCGUUUCAUGGUAUUUAAGCAAUUUAAGUAUUAAUUGCUAUUCUUUCCUUACUGCAUAAUUUACACUUAAUAGUGCAAUUCUCUCUUGUGUGUGUACUCAGAAGUAGGCUGCCAACUUUGGAUUUGCCAUGUGUGCUGUACCUCUAUCAAUUUUUUUAUCCCAAGCAGUAGAAUCAUAGAGCUGGAAGAGACCACAUGGGCCAUCUAGUCCAACCCCCUGCCAUGCAGGAAAAGCACAAUCAAAGUACACCUGACAGAUGGCCAUCCAGCCUCUAUUUAAAACAGUGGUUCUCAACCUGGGGUCCCCAGAUGUUUUUGGCCUUCAACUCCCAGAAAUCCUAACAGCUGGUAAACUGGCUGGGAUUUCUGGGAGUUGUAAGCCAAAAACAUCUGGGAACCCCAGGUUAAGAACCACUGAUUUAAAAGCUUCCACCACAGUAAAAAAGGUCAUGAUAAUUCAUGUGCACCUCCAUGCACAUCAGUUUCUGUGCAUAAAGCUGCAUUAAAAGGCCCACUGGCAACACAGCUAAUGAGUAAAUAAACAAGUAUGCAAAAUUACAAGCCUAAUUUUCAGUAACACUAAACACCUAUGUCAAUAAAGCUAAGAAUAAAAAUAAAACUUUUGAAAAUG